Molecule: messenger RNA, 723 nt
Organism: Cooperia oncophora
Lineage: Eukaryota; Metazoa; Nematoda; Chromadorea; Rhabditida; Trichostrongylidae
Source: the annotation of a GenBank genome assembly
AUGAGAGAUGAGCAAGCCGGUUUACUAGCUGCCUUAGCUCUCCCCAAUUUUGUUCAUGAAGUGGGAAAGACUGAGAAGCAGAUGCUGAAGAAGUCGAAUCAUCAACAAUACCUCACUCAAAAAGGUCAUAUGCGUGUUGAUAACGAAGUUGGUGUUGUUCAUCUUGAAGGCUACCCUGUACUGCUGCAAAAUAAUUUGAAAACGCAGUUUCUUGAUAUGUUUUCUCACGCAAUCUUGGUUUCGCCAUCAUGUUUCGCUCGAGCCGCUAUUCUGGAGGGUGUUAACGUUCCACUGCAAGACUUUCUAAGUUUCACAGAUGGCUCAGAAAAUUUUCCUCCCACGUAUUUAGUUGGACAUUCGCUCUUCUCACUUGUUUCAUUAUUUUUACGGGCACAGUUCUUAGAAGCUAAAAAUGAGUGGCCGGUCACUAUUCAGAGCGCCGGUGCUUCCUAUCAUGCCAAGAGGAAGGUCGUAGACUUGGCUCACGCUCGCCAACGCCUGAAACAUUGCGUUCUGUCACUAGCCUUGACUGAUGUGCAAAUGGGCGAAUUAAUGAGUGAUAGUGCUAGCAAAAUUGGAGCACUGCUGGACGAAGGCUUAUUCCUGGACGUGAAAGCUCGUGUUGUUUUGGGAAAGGAGCUGAGGAACUACGAAUCUCAAGCAAUUGUUAUUGAGGAUAAUGGACUAGAACUGGCCAGAGUAUGUCUUUAUUUCAGAACUUGA